This is a messenger RNA of Eufriesea mexicana, 8616 nucleotides long. RefSeq names its product no circadian temperature entrainment (gene nocte). Bases 485 to 8524 code for a protein of 2679 amino acids. The record is from RefSeq and is a predicted model, not a curated record. The transcript has 21 exons. NCBI's taxonomy places the organism in Eukaryota, Metazoa, Arthropoda, Insecta, Hymenoptera, Apidae. Gene Ontology annotation, biological process: cell differentiation.
GUUCCGCUCAUUUCUUGUUACAAGUAACGGUUAAGUAAAAAACGAUAUUGUAUACCGUGGCAUAGGUUUAACUUGUAAAAAGCGCAUUUAACGUUAUUUAAAUUGAAAAUAAAAUUAUUUUUUAUGUAAUAAGAGAGAAAAGAACUUGAUUCUAAAAAUUAUCAUAAAAGAGUGGCAAGAAAAUCCAGACGAGUGGCGCGUCUGUGCAAACGGCUCCUCUUUGGUUACAUGACGUAAUUGUAUUGAUCGCGGAAGAAGAGCCGAAAGUCGCGCAUUCGCCAUCUUGGACGAAUUGUAGAAAAGAAGUUUCUGUGUCUCGCAGGCGCGGUACGCUUGUAAUAAUUGUAAUCCGUGACAAUCCGGACAUUAAUUAAUUUAAUUGGGAAUUAACCCUUUUGUGAAUUAGAAACCCAUUUGGAGCGGACCAAGACAACGGGUUCGUUCUUUGGGUCUGAUUGGUACUAAAUGGUUGCCUGCAGACAGCAUGUCUACUCUGUCAGGGCUUGUGUCGAAGGGGGAGAAAGGAAAAUCCAAGUUUCAAUCAUUAGACAUCAAUAGCUUGUACCGGGUGAGUAGGGGAGAAUCUUUAGAGCAACAUCAGCAAAAAAACACAUUACCACGCAAACAUGGAAUGCAAAGUCUUGGGAAAGUGCCUUCGGCACGGCGACCUCCUGCUAAUCUGCCUAGUUUAAAAAGUGAACAUAGUAGUAACGAUCCAGCUGUCAGUUUAGUACCAAGUGGAGGAAGUGGCUGGGCUACUACCAAAGAGUCAACAACUACCAUUACUGUUACAACCACUACAACUGUAACUGCACCAGAUACAUCUGCAAAUUCUUCAACAGCACAAUGUGUAGCAGGGACUGUUGCAACAACAUCAUUACAUCCAUUACUCCCAGGACAACAAAAUACCUCACAAUCUUCAUAUUCUUCCGAUGUGAACCACAAGUCAUCAUGGAGUGCAAUAAUGAGCAGAUCUGGAGAUGGCACUGUAUCAGGAGGGCAGCAGCAACAGCAGCAGCAGCAACAACAACAACAACAACAAACGAUAAGUCGGGAAUUAAAUGCGCAAUAUGGACCUGGACCAAGUUUACGACCUCAAACGCAAGGAAGUUGGAUACAAGGUGGAAGUCGUACAGCCAGUGGUACAGGAAUAGGAACUACUGGUCCUGUAAGUGGGAAUUCAGGUGUCCAGGCCCCCCCUUUGAAUAUCACUGGGUCCGGAGGACAUACCGACAUAUCUGGUGGCGGGCGACAGAACUUGGUCCAGUCUCCCAAUAUGGGCAUGGGCCAGGGAGGCCCUCAUAGUUCUUCAAGCAGUCAAAAUGCUUUAACUUCUAGUUCUCAUCAAGUUGGUCCAAAUUUACAUCAUUACAGGGGACUUAUUCUUCCAUUUAUGUACAGGGGGAACUUUUCUGGUGGAUUUCCGUCUCAAUUUCCAACAAAUACAAAUUCCGGUGGGCCUAGACCUCGGUUUAAUUACUCUGCAGAGCGGCUCCCUCCACCACCUGUUCGUCAACAAGAACGUGAACGUGUUCCUGAGGAAGAAAUUAUUACACGACCAAUUAUUAAAGAAGAAGAUCUUAGUCGAAUGGACGAUAUUUCUCGUGAUGCUGGCUGGGCAGCGCAUGAUGAUAUUGAUUAUAAUCAAAAGCUUGCCUUCAGCGACGACGAACCUGAUCUUGAAUCUUCGAAAAAAGAUGAAAUAAAAGACAAUAAAGAAGAAAAAACAGAGGAAAAUUCGACAGAUGAUAAAGAAAAGACAAGAGAUAACCGCGAUAUCCGUGAUAACCGUGAUAACUGCGAUACUCAGGAAAACCGAGAUUUGAAGGAAUCUCGAGACCAAGCAACUCAUCGUUCAUGGACUCAAAGUUCUUUAUCCCGUGAUUAUCGUGGUUCCAACGGGUCUGGUAGUUACAGCGGUCAGUCACAACUGCAUUCGGUGCAUUCUUUAAGAGGCGUAGAAGAUGACGAAGCGUGGAACGAGAGACGCAGACUAAAAGUUGUUGAAGUAGCAUCUGUUGUUGAACGCGCUCGGCAACGGAAAGAAGAAGAAGAAAAGAGAUAUCAGGAAUCAACUAGACAAGCGGCAGCUAAGAAAUUGCAAGAUUUAGAGCAAAAGUUAAAGGAGAAACAAGCUAAUGAAUCAAAAGGUUUAAUAAGCGUUCCAGCAGUGCCAAUUCCAGUUCCUGAGUGGGAACGAGAAAGGGAAAAUAGAGAACGAGAAAAUAGAGAACGAGAGCGACCUGAAGGAAAAGACGAAAAGUCAUUGAAUCGUGAAUUACGUGAAACUAGAGACGGUCUAAAAGAUGGUAGAGAUCCGCGCGAUCAAUUGCUAUCAGAUUAUCGACAAACUGAUCGACAAAGUUUUACGAGACAAGAUAGUAUUCGUAACGAACGUGAAAGAGAACGAGAUCGCGAUCGUGACCAGAGGGAUACGAGGGAUCGUGAACUACAUGCCUCAUUCUUUCGAUAUUACAAAACUAAUUUACCACCUCGAUUUCAAAAACAACAAGCAGAAAAAAUCAAUGCUGGUCUUAGUCGAGUUUCUCCUAAUACUGAAAGAUCGUCUGCUCAACCCAUUCCAUUCUCUCAGCAGUACGACCCUGGUAGAUGGGUUCAUAGUCAUAGCUCUUUAAUAGAUAGCAACUUAAAAACAUCAUCACACGGAGCAUCGCAACGCCGGAGUAGGACAGAUUCUGACAUUUCUACUUCAAUGGACGAUGACCGACCUCCAUCCCGAGAUUAUCGUGGUUCUCUACUUCGGGAUGAUCGAUAUCGCCAUUCUUCACAUCGACCAUAUGACACACGCAAGUCAGGCGGUUACUACGAUGAGUAUACACGUAGCUGUAGAGAUCAUGACUACGACGAUAGACAUUCUCGUGAUUCUUGGGAACGCGAAAGAUAUUUCGAUGACAACAAGGAUCGAGAAAUAAAAGAUGGUAUAGAAAGCAGAGAUGUCAGGGAAACUCGGGAUAUUCGUGAUAAUCGUACCAAUAGGGACAACCGAGAUGCGAGAGAAAUUCGAGAAAGAGAUAAGGAUAAAAAGGAUUACGAUAAUUAUUUGAAGGAUCCCUUUGAUGAUCGCAAUCGUGAUCGCGAGCGUGAUCGUGAUCGUGAUCGUGAUCAACGAGAACGGGAACGGGAACGGGAACGGGAACGAGAACGAGAACGAGAACGUGAACGAGACCGCGAUCAGAGAGAAAGAUCGGAAAGUACGGAAUGGCGCGAGGAACGUAUCAUUCAAGAGAGAAUGAUCGAUAAUCGUCGUGAUUUACAAAGAGAAGAACGAAUGGAGCGUAAUGAACGUCCCCAAAGACCAGAUUCUCGCGAUAGUCGUACUUCUCGAGAAUCAAAAACAUCUUUACGUGACGAUGAUUCACACAAAUUACGGGAUUGUAGUUCGUGGGUAAAUGAAGUUGCUGAUUAUGAAGAAAAUAAACGUGAUAUGUAUGAAGAUAUUCGAGAAAGAGAAAAAGAAAGAGAAAGGAGACAACCACUAGGACCUGUAACUAAAGAGAGAAUUGAGGCGGAUGAAUUGAAAAACGAAAAACGUAACUUAACUCAAUUGAAACGAGCAAGUUCUGAUCAAGAAAAAAAAGAUCAAACAAAAGAAUCUACUAUAGAAUUGAAAAAAGAAACAGAUGUUUGGAAUAGGAAAGGUGAGCGAGUUAACGAAAAUAAUCGAGUUAUGGAAAGAGGUGAUAACUCUCCAAAAGCUUGGGCAGAUGCUGUUUCUCCAACGUUUGAAAAAGAAGAAGAGAAAAUUUUGGAACCUAUUAAAAAUGAUAAAGACUUAGAGGAUUUAAAGCAAAAUUUCGAUAAAUUAAAUUUAGAUAAAAGGGAAGACACAUUAAAUGAAGAUAUAACAUUAGAACAACAAGUAAAAGAAGAUAAACGAGAGAAAAAUAUUCGGAAUAGAACUAGUAGUGGUGGAUCGAAUUCGAGGGUGCGUGAUUCUCGAGGCGGCCGUCAGUGGGGAAGUACCUAUAGCGUAUAUGUUCGAGGUUGGCGUGGUCCAGAAACGAGAGGAAGAAGGGGUGGAUCUAGAGCUGCUACUAGACCAGCUUCUGCCAGGAGUGGUUCGUAUGGACAUACUGAUUCAGAAAAUAGUGCUGAUGAGGUGUCUGGUUCAACUGAAUCUGGCAAAGAAGAAAAGAAAACGAGAUCACCAAAACCUAGUCAAAGGACAGAAAAAGAAGAACGUAAUCGUGAAGCAAUGGUAUCUACUCGAGAUGAAAAACGUGCUGAUUAUUCUCAAUCGCAACGCAACGAGAAAAGAACUUACGAUAGUAAAGUAAGUCGCGAAGGUUUUGCUCCUUCAGGUGAACCAUCUCGUCGUGGUCGAGGAGGCAGUUUUAGAAUUCGAAGUACAACUGCUACAGGCAGUCGUUUGGAAGGAUAUGGACCUCCAUCUAAUAAGAGUCCUUUUUCCUCUGAACGUAAUAUUGAUGAAAAACAAAAUUCUAUAAGACAAAAUCCACCGACACCUACUUCAGAAAAGGAGGUAAAUUCUUUGCUUUUAUCACAGAAUGAAUCUACUGAUGAUAAAAUGAUAGCAAAACAACAAGCUCUUACUGCUGGAAUAACUGGAAAACGUGCCAAAUCUCCAAAUCAACAGUCACAACAAACUCAACAAUCUUGUAACAAACAAGAUGUAUGUCAUACAAAUAGUAACAGUACUCAAAAGGUACAAGUUCCAAGAAAAGAGGAAUCGCGUUCAAAAAGAACUCGCAGUGGAAGUAGAAGGGGUAGAGAUAGUCGUGAAUUACGUUACCGUGGUAGUGGCAGUAAUGUACCGAAGCAAACCUCUUCAGAUGUGGGAAAUGAAGAUUGGGAAACCACAUCUGAGAACAGUGAGGACCAUGUAGAGGACCAUAAAGAGCCACGUAAUAGUCGUAAUAAACAAUUUUCUGCGCGUACAAGUUCGAGUAGUAACCAAAAUGUUAUAGCAUCGAAUGUACAUUUACGAAGGAAUGAACAGACAGGAAAUAGCCGUGAACAACGUGAAAAAAAUGUGAAGUCUUCCAGUAUUGCGUCUCGAGCUCCUGGCGCAGAGAAACGUAACCUACAAAAUUCCAAUUUCUCAAAUCAGAAAAGUCAUUCCAGCAGCAUUCCGCCGUUAAUACAAACAGCUCAAAUACAAAAUGGAAGAUCGAGGAAUCAAACGUCUGGAAGUAAUUCAAUGACUUCAAAUAAAUCGAUCACGAAGGAUAAUACGGUAAAUCGUAUAGAUGAAAUCAAGUUAAGCGAUCCCAAUUUAGUUAGUCAAGCUCUUAAUGAUAUUAACAAAAGACCCCAAGGAAAAGAAAAAAAGACAAUGAUUGACUGUGAAAUGGAAACAAAUAAUUGCACCGAAGAGUGUCCUAACAUUGUUGAAGACAAAGUUGAUUCGGAUGGUUUCCAAGAAGUUCGUUCAAAGAAAAACGUAAAAGAGUCUAGACAUGGCCAAAAAGAAGAGACGAAACCUCUGAAACGUGAAAAGGAAAAAGAUAGAGAACGCGAUCGUUCGAAAUCAAAAGCAAACGGUGGGCCACAAACAACUUCUUUACAACAAGUGCAAAAUAUUCCACCUUUACUUGGUCAAACCAUUCCACAACCUUCAAAUAUAUUACAGAAACAAUAUGAUAGAACAUCAAGAAGUCAAAAGCUUGCACCUAGAUUCCAAAAACAGCGCUUAGCAAAACAGCAACAACAACAACAACAAAUUUCUGUAUCUGAAUCAAAUGAUACAAGUAAAAUCAAUAUUUCAUCAAAUAACUUCAGUAAAGAUCCAUCAAGUGGUCCCGCACCUCCGCCAUCUGUUAACGCUUGGGAUAAACCGUUUACAACAAGUCAAUUACAAUCGAGUUCAUCAUCAGCUGUCACUACUGAUAUUCAGUUGGUGUCUGGUUUGUCCACACAGACUGAUCAUGGUCACCUUCAUAGUCAUGAAGUUAAUGAGCAGACAAAUUCUGGCAAUAAUAGCCAACGAAAUUCACCAAAUGGUGAGAAAAAUGUUGGAAAAAGUUUGAAAGAUCAACUCAUAGAAAAAAACUCAGUCCCUGAUGUUUCUUCACCACCUGUACAAACAUUAAUUUUUGAAAAUACAAAUUAUUCGAAAACUACUAAGGCUGGUCCUUCUGAUUUAGCAGUAAAAACUAAAUUCCCAAACCACAUGAAAACACAACAACAACGUGUUGAAAAACGUACGGAUUUGGAAGAAGAAAGUAAUACUGCUAAUACUAUGCAACAACAGCAACAGCAGCAGCAGCAGCAACAACAACAACAACAGCAGCAGCAGCAGCAACAACAGCAACAGCAAAGUCUGCCUGUGGCAUUUUCUAACAAACCAAAUGACUUAAUGAAAGACAAAAAUCAAGAGCCGAUUCAGAUGCCGCUUUCAUUUAAUAAAAAUGAAGAUAAUGCAGAUAUGAAAUUGGAUUUCACAUUCGAUUCAGAUCUUUCUCAGUUGACCGAAGAUAAAAACAAAAGCUUAGGAAUAACUCGAUCUAUGCAUAUGGCUACUGGUCAAAGUACUAUUUCGCCUUCUACAGCAGAGCUUAACUUAAAAAUUGCUUCGGUAAAAAAGGUAUGGGAAAAUGCGCCUCCUAUGCCAACUGUAGUCGAACAUGAGGAUGGUAAUGUCGUCAGUACUGCUAAUACUUUCCCUCAAGCGUUUGAAAGUACGGAUGUUGAUGAUAGUUACAGCCCUCAUCAACAGUAUAAUCAAAAUAACAUGAAAAAUGAAAUAACUACUUCUACGAACGUAUGCAAGCUGGUUCCCCCGCAGGUGAAGCCGCAGCAACAGUCUUCGGGAAGUAGCAGUAGCCAGUCUGGUUCGACCGUUCCUGGACCAAGCCCUAUUGGAGCAGGUCAAAGUCCUAUCGGACAUCCUCCCGUUAGCCUUCAAGGACCAUUGAGCCCGCCUCCGUUCAACUCCACGGGACAACCCUCUCAUAUUAAUUACCAGGAGUUUCCUCAGUAUCCAGGCUCUCAAGCUGCACAAUAUGGUAGCAUGUCUGCCAUACCUUCUCCGCCAGCCGUAUUGUUCAAUACUGGUUCUGGUCAACUUCCAGCUCAAGCAGGAGGUCUUUACGGAGCAUUUCAAUUAGAUCAAAGUCGAUCUCCUUUUACACAGUACCCACCGUAUGCGCCAUCUUUGCAAAAUUCAUUUAGUCAGCAGAACGUUUACUUACAACAACCUCCGCCUCCGCCACCACAUGCGCCGAAUGCACCCACUCCGGAUAUGUAUCAAAGCAAUCUUUCACAAUAUCGCAUCACUGCAGCUGCUGCUCCACCAUUUGGACAAAAUCAACAACUCAGUAACAAUCCAAAUACAGUUCUUAUUAACUCUUCUUCGAAUUCCUUAAUGUCAGCCAGUGUGAAACCAUCUUCUCAACCUAUUGGAGCUAUCGGAACUAAAGCUCCUCAUUUUCAAGCACCAUCUGCUCCUCAACCAAAUCCAUUAACAUACAUACCGUAUGAUCCAAAUCAAGUACUCGGCGUGAGUGGCAGUUACAUGGGCAAUUCCCAAUUGGUACAGAGAGCUGGUCCAAACGUACAAGCAUCGGCGAAUAGUUAUUAUAGUGCAACUUCAGCUGAUGUAUUUCCCGGAUCGCAAACAGGUUUUUAUCAGCCAGGGGGUGCUACGCAACAAACCGGUACUCAUUAUGGACUUCAAGGAUUUGGUCAGCACAGUCAAAGCUUGGCACCUGGCAGUGCUACUCCUGUUGGACUUCAAAAUUUUAGCUCAGGCUUUUUAUCUAGUUCGGGAUUACAGAUUGCUGCAGCAGCUCAGCAGUUUCGUAAUCCGACAGGAGGACUUCCUGGACCAGCAAAUGCAGGUCCCACUUUUCUCAGCAAACAUCAACCACAGGAACAACCUAGACAAUUAAAAAGUCCAUCAGGAAAUCAGCAAGAUGUCCUUGCAUCGGUUUUCAGUUCGUCUCCACAAAUACCAUCACCAAAAUCGAGGAACUGUAAACAACAAUCUUCUUCUCAACAACCACAACCUAGUCCAACACAACAUCAUAAAUAUCAACAGUAUCAAGGUGUUAGUCAGUCGACUUUGGUUUUGCAACAAAAUAUACGUGGCAUGGGUAUACCACCACGCGCUGGAAUUCAACCAUCUCAACAAAGAUAUCCACCGCCCAUUCAGAGACCAGUUGUUCCAUGUACACCGGGUCCAAACCCGAAUAAUCCUACGCAGCAGCAACAACAACCUAAUUGUAUGCCUUCACAGCAGCAGCAGCAACAGCAGCAGCAGCAGCAGCAGCAACAGCAGCAGCAGCAACAACAACAGCAAGCUCAAAUCAAUCGCCAUAGACCGAAUUUGCAUCAACAACAACAACAACGAAAUAUGAAAAUGCAACAACAAUAUUAUUCCACCCAAGGAAACGUCAAGAUCGACACAAAUGAAAAGACAGAUUCGCACAAUGAUAAAAUCAACGAUGGUAGUUCCGGUGCUCAACAAGGAGGCGCUAAAUCUAACGUAAAUUCACAAGACAAUGACAAUAAGGAAGAAGUGAACCAACAAAAUGAGUGAAUUGUGAAAAAGAACAAUCGAUUUACUGUUUGAAAAAUACAAUUUACUAUCAUACAUAAUGGUGCGACGUCGAUGGAAAGGUAAAUGAUAAU